Molecule: messenger RNA, 2962 nt
Organism: Lactuca saligna
Lineage: Eukaryota; Viridiplantae; Streptophyta; Magnoliopsida; Asterales; Asteraceae
Source: the annotation of a GenBank genome assembly
AUCGUAGUUGCGAAACCUUAAUAGAGAUUGUCUUUCAAUCAAUAGUACCAAUUGUUGUCGAAAACAUUUGUGUAAGAAUCCGUCAAACUGUUGAACCAAUAAAAUCCUUUUGGUUUAUAUUGUUUAUUCAACUGAUGAAUCAGACUUUCAUCCACCAAAGACCUGAUUUAAGACUCACAAAUAUAGAAUUAGCAAUGAAAUGAAACAUAAGAGAGAGAAGAAUGAGAACCUUGAACAUGAGAAUUUUAAUGGGGAAAGCAACUAUACUUGUUCAUUUAAUUGUUUCACUCCACAUACAAAAAAUCUACACAACUGAAAUUGACUUGAUUUCAGAUUCAAGGUUCUUGACUGAAGCUGACACUUUGGUCUCACCAACCGGAAUUUUUGAACUUGGGUUUUUCAGGCCAGAAACCUCUGAGAACAAAUACAUUGGUAUUUGGUACAAGAAAUCCGUUCAAACAGUGGUUUGGGUCGCCAACAGAGACUUCCCACUCCCUGGUGCAUCAUCGGGCAUACUGAAGAUCAUCUCUCCAGGAAAUCUUGUCCUCAUUAACGACACUAAUGAUGUAGUAUGGUCAACCAAUACAACGUCAUCAGUCAACGCAAUUGCACAGCUUGACGACAACGGAAAUCUAAUUCUAAAAGAAAUAAUCGAUGAGAAGAUUCUCUGGCAAAGUUUUGAUUAUCCAACCGAUACACUUCUACCUGGCAUGAAGUUAGGGAGAAGUUUCUUGACGGGUAAGGAAUGGCAUCUAUCUUCAUGGAAGAGUAAUCAAGAUCCAGCUCCAGGUGAAUUCACAUGGAGCACUGACACAAACGGCUUUCCUCAGAUCCUACUUAAACAAGCUACAUCAAUCAGGUUUCGGAUUGGACCAUGGAAUGGUAUAUGGUUUAGUGGGGGUUCUGGGGUCAACCGGAACAUCAUUAAUGCAGACAUGGUAAUUAAUGGAACCGAAGUGGUUUACAGUUAUCUUCUUCGCAAUAGUUCUGUAGUCUCAAGACUCGUAUUGAGUUCCUCUGGCCAGCUAGAACGUUGGGUCUGGGUGGCUGAUGGAAUGAAAUGGCAGCUUUUCUUUCAGUUACAAAGAGAUUUCUGUGAUGGAUACAACAUCUGUUAUGCUUAUGGAACCUGCAGCGUUUUGAACUCACAAAGAUGUGGUUGUUUAGAUGAGACAAGGUUUGUGCCCAGAAACCAGAAGGGAUGGGAGAUAGCAGAUUGGUCGGGUGGUUGUGUGAGGCGAACACCAUUGGAUUGCAGAACAGAUGGGUUUAUCAAGUAUUCUCAUGUGAAAUUGCCGGAUUCACGGACUUCAUGGUAUAACAUGACAAUGAGCAGGAAUGAAUGUGAAGAAAAAUGCAUCAAGAAUUGUAGUUGUAUGGCGUAUUCAGAUACAGACAUCAGAGGUGAAGGAAGCGGCUGCUUGCUUUGGUUCAAUGAUCUUAUGGACAUAAGAGUCUUCUCUCAGAGCAAUAAUGGGCAGGAUAUUUUUGUAAGAAUGGCUUCCUCAGAAUUAGUUCACGAGAAGCAGGAGAGAGCAAACCUCAAGAUCAUCUUACCGGUAGUUUUUCUUGGGGUUCUUCUGAUAGGCUUGAGCUCUACAUGGUUCCAUUACGCAUGUAGAAAAAGGCAUGAUCAACAACUGAGUGAAGGGGAAUUCUUGGAUGUUGGUCAAAGCCAGAGAGAUACAAUGGAGCUACCAUUAUUUAGCUUUUCUACAUUAGCUAGAGCUACUGCUAGUUUUUCACUAAAUAAUAAAAUUGGAGAAGGUGGAUUUGGAUCAGUUUAUAAGGGUGUGUUAGAAGAAGGAUUGGAGAUUGCAGUUAAGCGUCUAUCUACGACUUCAAGCCAAGGACUUGAUGAGUUUAAGAAUGAAGUCAUUUGCAUUUCAAAACUUCAGCACCGAAAUCUUGUUAGACUCCUCGGAUGUAGCAUAUUGGGAGAUGAAAAGUUGUUGAUCUAUGAGUACAUGCCAAACAGAAGCUUAGACUUGUGUUUAUUUGAUAAGACACGAAGCACCCAACUUGACUGGACAACCCGUUUUAACAUUAUCAAAGGAAUUGCUCGAGGACUCCUUUAUCUGCAUCAAGAUUCACGAUUAAGAAUCAUCCAUAGAGAUCUCAAAGCUAGCAAUGUUUUACUUGAUAAAGACAUGAACCCUAAGAUAUCAGACUUUGGGAUGGCUAGAAGCUUUGGAGGAAACGAGUCUCAAGCAAACACACAGAGAGUUGUUGGCACAUAUGGUUAUAUGUCCCCGGAGUAUGCAUUAGAUGGUGUUUUCUCAUUCAAAUCCGAUGUAUUUAGCUUUGGUGUUUUAGUGCUAGAGAUAGUGAGUGGAAAGAGAAACAGGGGAUUCAUUCAUUCUGAACAUGAAAAUAACCUCCUUGGACAUGCAUGGAGAAUGCAUAACGAAGGCAGGUCAAUGGAACUUAUUGAUACGACUUUAGGCCAAUCAAGCAAUUCAUCAGAAGUUAUAAGAUCAAUUAUAGUGGGGUUGUUAUGUGUUCAGCAAAGCCCAAAUGACAGGCCAAACAUGUCAUCUGUUGUUUUAAUGUUGGGCAACGAGGGUAUACUGCAGAAACCGAAGCAACCAGGUUUUUUCGUAGAAAGGAUCUUACAUGGUGGGGAUAUUUCUUCAAGCAGUUACCCAACGAGUUCAACCAACGAUUUAACUGUUACAGAGGUAGUUGCUCGAUAGAAAGAACAUAUAUGGCUUCAACUUCAAGUCUUGUUGUUUUUGUUUUCGUUAGCUCCUUCAAAUAUACAACUAUCUAUUAUCUCUGUUUCAAAACUUAUCUACCACAAUGGUUUAGUGUCAAAAAGAUAGUUUAAUUAUGCGUUUUUUGGUUGAAAAAAAAUUAACAUGAAGCCUACUUUUGAGCUUAAUAAGUUUACAUUCCCGAUAUCCGAUUUGCGAGUGCGAUAUGCCAACUAAAAGAAUUAGUUACAAACAACGCAUUUUAG